GAAGCGUACAGUGUAGCUCGACAGUUUAAUCAGAUUCCUCCAAUCAUGGAACAGACAGAGUAUCACAUGUUCCAAAGGGAGAAGGUGGAACUAUGUCAUCCGGAGCUCUUCCAUAAGAUUGGUGUCGGCACCAUGACGUGGUCUCCUCAGGCUUUUGGAUUGAGUGGAAAGUUUGAUGAAGGAAUCACUCUCCUUUCCAGGGGCUCUAUAAGGCACUAUUCAGGGACCACUGACAAAACUGUAACGGACGAGAAUCGCAGUCCAAGACAUCAAUCUAAAAUUCAACAACUUUCCUUUACCGUGGAGAAGUUAGGCUGUACAUUAAACCAGUUAUUCAUAG
This is a messenger RNA of Limulus polyphemus (Atlantic horseshoe crab), 340 nucleotides long. RefSeq names its product voltage-gated potassium channel subunit beta-2-like. The transcript has 3 exons. The annotation marks the transcript as partial. Lineage: Eukaryota; Metazoa; Arthropoda; Merostomata; Xiphosura; Limulidae. The record is from RefSeq and is a predicted model, not a curated record. Gene Ontology annotation, molecular function: potassium channel regulator activity; transmembrane transporter binding. Gene Ontology annotation, biological process: regulation of potassium ion transmembrane transport. Gene Ontology annotation, cellular component: voltage-gated potassium channel complex.